Molecule: messenger RNA, 339 nt
Organism: Solanum pennellii
Lineage: Eukaryota; Viridiplantae; Streptophyta; Magnoliopsida; Solanales; Solanaceae
Product: putative protein TPRXL
Exons: 3
Coding region: 1-339 (112 amino acids)
Source: RefSeq, a predicted model, not a curated record
AUGGCUUCCUCUCCUCUUCACUCUUCAGCUCUUCUUCCUCUUCUUUUCUCCUCUUCCUCUUCUACUCCAGGCUCCAGCCACUCUUCAGCAGCGCCGCCGUCCACCAGGAAGCAGCAGCGCCGCCGUCCGCCGUCCACCAGCAGCAGCCGCCAGCCGCCGUCCACCAGCAGCAGCCGCCACAGCAGUCAGCAGAUGGCUGAACAAACAGAAUUAAAUAUGGGUGUAGCUGAUCAAAGUCGAAUAAGUAUGGCUGAUUCUACGGAUAAUACACCUAGUAAUAGCAAUGAUCUGUCGAUUGGCACAGAAAUAACAAAAAAAAAGAAAAGAAAUGGAUCCUAG